This is a messenger RNA of Prorocentrum cordatum, 3651 nucleotides long. The record is from the annotation of a GenBank genome assembly. Lineage: Eukaryota; Dinophyceae; Prorocentrales; Prorocentraceae.
AUGGGUUCGCAGGGCGCAAUUCUGGAGGAGCUCGUGGAUCCCGUGCCCUGGUUCAACGACAGGGGCGAGCGGGUGUUUCGCCGUCACUCGGUGAACAGGAAGACGAUGAUGAGCACGAGGAGGGAGUGCAUGCAUGGCAUCCUCAAGGACGGCAUCAUCAAAGGCGCACGCGCCGGGGCCGUUUUCGCCGUGCCGUCGACCGUGGACAGGAAGAGCUGGGUCCUCUGGCAGAUCGGCGCGGCGACCCUCUUCGAAGCGUUAUACGACGCGUUGGCAGCGCACCCGUCCAACAAGCAAGUCCAAAUCACCCUGCAGUGCGGCGUGAAGCACGUCACCCUGGUGCGCCCCAACGCAAAGGUCUGCAUAUUGAAGUACUACCGCGACGAGCUCAACAGGAUGGUGGGCUACGGGGCCAAGACGACGUUCAUCGAGUGCUUCGCGAAAGCUUCCGAGGCCGUCAAGGGUUGGCAACAGUUCCUGGCAGAUGAGCGCAAGAAGAAGAAAGAUAUUGGCGCCCAGGAGCAGUUCGAAGAGGAUACUGGGGACGGCGACAUAGAGGAGGAAGAAGAGGAGGCGCCCCCCCAAAAGAAAGCUAGGCGCGGCAAGAAGGCGGAACCUGCGUCGACCCAACCGAGGACGCAGGCGGGGUUCAAGAACAAGCAGUGGGUCUGGGUGAGCGAGAACUUCCCCUCGGCGCGGGCGAAUCCCAACGAGCUCGUGCGAGCCAAGAUUGUGUGCGGCAAGCUCCAGGACGAACUUAAGAUGUGGAAAGACUUCGAAGCAUACUGCAUGAACUACGCAAGGUUCACGGACAGCAGCAUGUCCACGAACAAGGUUGUCAUUUGCAUGCAGGCCGUGUUGAAGUUCUUCCAGACUCAGGUCGACACUGCGAAGUACAGAGAGUUCCUCUUCGCGUGCCUGAAGCUGACGAUUCCCACAGACGAUGGGAUCCCAUGGUGUAUCCUGGAGUCUUCGGAUUGCAAGAAGCUGGACAGGCUCAAACAGAACAUGUUCGACUCGAAGGUGUUCAAGCGUGCCCGGGAGGCCGCCGACAAGGAACUAUUGGCGGCGCCAGCGGCGGUCAGGGCGGUUAGCAGCAAGAGCAGGGGCCCUAACAAGAAGACCAAGCUUCCACAGAGCAGGGUUUCGGACAGCAGCUGCACGAACGUGAACUUCAUGGACGAUGUGAUCAAUUCGCUCUAUGCGACGGUGGAGAAAGUAAAGCAGUCGAGGAUUGAGGCGGACACCAUCAACGACUUGAUAGCAUUGUGCGCGGCUUUCGGCAUCGACGGAACCUUGGCCACGUGCUACUUGGGCGACGGCGACGACGGGGAGGAGAAAGUCUUUGAUGGCAAGUACUCUGAUGUUCGUGACGCCGUCGCUGCAUACUGCGCCAAGAAGCACGACGUGGAGGACUACUCGGGGAUCGAGGAGAUGCAGCCGCAGCCCAAGGUCCAGAACGCGGAGGAGGCAGAGGUCCCAGCAGCAGAGGGGCGGGAGCAGGAACAGGAGAAGGACGAAUUGCUUGGCUUGGAAGCCGAGGCAGCGGACUCCGAGCUCAAAGCGCACUUAGAGGAUCUCAAAUCCAUCGUCAAGAAGAUGCCGAAACUCAGGAACACGUUGGCCGACUACAUCGAGUCCAACCCCACGAAUUUUCAGACGGAGGUGGAGAUGCUCAGCUCUAGCGUUGCCAUGGCCAAAUGCAAGGCUCGUUUCUGGGAUUCGUGGCGGAGGGGAUCUUAUCAAUUGUAUUACCAACGAUUUCUCAAGUACAAUCAGUGCCGCUGUCAAGGUCCUUACGGGGAAGGGCUUUGGGAACAUAUUUCCGACCUGGAUCGAUGCCUGGAGUCCCGGGGCAUCUUCUUCCUCUACAUUCUAGACAGCAUGUUGGAGUACUGGGAGUCAGCGGUCACAUCCGAGGACGGCAAGCAAGUCACCGCCCAGUUGAAGACUGCGCUUUGCUUCCUGAAAUCGAACAGGUCACAAGUCAGUUUGAAAGACGUUUCGGACAUUGGGGUGAUUGACUUCGACGAAUGUUGGGCCACGAUGAUCAUCCGGGCUAGCAGUGUGACGUCUAGCAAGCCGCCAGCACUGAAGACGACUGAAGAGUGGGAGCAGAGGAAGAGGGCGCUGACGUCCAGGCUCAGCAGAGACACCGCUCCUAAAUUGACUUUGCAAGUAAUCGAGAAGCUGAAGAUGACGCAGAAAGAAGCAAAGACACUGCGCAAGGAAGCCUCCGUGAAACUUCUGGUCGAGGCGGAGAUCACUUCGGAGAAGGAGACCGAGGAGCAGUUCCACAAGAAGCGGGGCGAUGACGUGCAGGGCUUCGUUCAAGAUAUGCUGCGCAACACGGAGACGGUCUAUGGCGAUGAGCACGGCGCAGACGACGGGGAGAAGGAUGGCGAUGGUGAAGACGCCAUUGAGAUCAGCGCCCAGGGAGAGAGCGCGGGCAGACCCAUGAAGACCAUUGAGGACUGCCAGUACGUCGGGGCCUUUCUCAACAUCAACGAUGCGUCUUGGAAAGCGGGCGCCUUGGGCCGCUUCCUCACGGACAAUAUCUUGAAGGCCUGGUACACAGGAAAGGACCUUGCGACCGAUUAUUCAUCUUCGUUGUCGGACGACGGAGUCAAUAACGUGUACAUUCGCACUGGUAAGGAAGGCAAGAUGAUGUGGAAGCAGAUGGUUUGGAUUCCCCAGCUGCUGAAGAUCAAGAAGGGGGAGGGGCCUGAGGAGGAGGUGGUGGAGGAUCAGAAGGCGAAUGAGGCGGAGGAGAAGAAUAAUGACGGUGAGGACGCGGCUGGGGCGGCUGUGCCCACAGACGCCGCCGCCGCAGCCGCCGACGGCGCAGCUGACGACAAGCCGACUGCUGCGGGGGGCGAGCAGCACGCGGCAGCUACGGCAGACAAGGGGGAUGAGGAGAGCAAGCAAGCCGACGCCACCAAGUCCGAGGCCGAGGAGAAGCAGGAGAAGGCGUCCGGAGGGGAGCUGGCAGCAUCGGGUACCGAGAAGGCGCCGCAGGCGAAGAAGCCGAGGAUCGACUUCACCAAAGAGUUGGAGCUCGCCCUGGACUCUGGCAUCGAGCCUGCGGCGCCUCAGAAGCCGAAGGAGUCGGAGAUUAUCACCGAGCUCAUCGUCAAGGGUAUUGUCAUGACGUUCGUCGGUCAGGUUGUCCUGGAGCCUUGCGACGCCGAGGCGAUGGUCCCCACGCCUACGCCUGGCGUGAAGUGCUUGUAUCUCGGCCAGGUCACGCUUUCUGGCCAAUCGUUCCUGAUCAAGAUGUUGCCGAUCGCAGCCUGGUCCAACAUCAAAGGUUCCGUCGUAGUUCCCUCUUGGACGAUCGAGCUUGGGGAGGACAAGGACGACGCCGUCAAAAUUAUGUCCGUGGUCACGGAGCGGGUGUUUCCACGGGUGCCCGCAGGGGCCGCAGGGAACACAGAGGAGCUCAGCCUGAAGUUGGACAUCCACAAGCUCGUCAUUGCAGACAAGGCCAUCGAGUCGGAGGACGCCUUCGACGAUACGCCAGUGUCUCUCCGCAGGGAGCGGAUGCCGUGGGAUCGCCCUCUCAAGGGUUCGGCUGGGUCGGGGAAUAAGGAUGAGCAGGCUGCGAACCAGAGCAAGCGGGACCGCAUUGCUCACCACCUUUUGCGCUGA